This is a messenger RNA of Schistosoma haematobium, 923 nucleotides long. RefSeq names its product Post-GPI attachment to proteins factor 2. Gene Ontology annotation, biological process: GPI anchor biosynthetic process. The transcript is spliced from 3 exons. NCBI's taxonomy places the organism in Eukaryota, Metazoa, Platyhelminthes, Trematoda, Strigeidida, Schistosomatidae. The record is from RefSeq and is a predicted model, not a curated record. Gene Ontology annotation, cellular component: Golgi membrane; endoplasmic reticulum membrane. Bases 544 to 891 code for a protein of 115 amino acids.
CUUGAAAUGUCAUUUGUAACGUCCCUUGCAACUAAAUUGAAUGAGUUUCUACGUAACGUUUCGACAUAUCUCUGUCGUUGUCGCAUUGCUUCCAGUAAUUUCACUGAUAAUAUGUGUUCUUAGAUGUAUGACUACGAAUCCAUGUAGCUGGCUUGAUUGCACAGUAAAGUGAUUUAUCACAACGGGAACUUAGGCUUUGUAGGAUACCAAUUACUUACCGUCUCUAAGUGCUGCUACUGCUGGUAAUGGACCUCACAGAGUAAUAUGGAUACUAUCAAUUCUAAUUAGUUCGAUUGGGCGGCUGAUACUUCUAUCAAACAGUUACAUAAAUUCCCGUAAAUUCUCCGAUCCAUUCUCAGGCGGAGACUAUAUGUGCAUUUCCAACUUGCUAUAUCUUUCAAGUUUUAUUGAAAUAUUUUCGCUCAAUAUGCUUAGCAUUGUUUCUUCAUCUGAUAACUACAGUGAGCGUCAACUUUACAACAAUUCCUUUCAGUUCAGCACCGCAAUUACUUCUGUGUCUUUGCUUUGUUCUCGGUGGUCUACAUGAUAACAGAUGUUUACGUAUUACAACUUAAGCUUAAAACAACUGAAAAUGCUUUUCUGAGUAACAUAUUACGAAAGAAGAUAUAUCUUAUGGCGUUCUACUUAAUUUGUUUGUUGAUUGAUGGACUGUGUUAUUGGAUUCACAUGACAUUUUGUCCUCCAUAUGUUUUUACUGUGUUUUCUGCACUUGAAUAUGCUGCAAUAUUUGCAAACAUUUUUUAUCACUAUACAACCUCCAGUACAUUUGAAGAUAUAUCAGUGAGGAAAAUGAUCAUUUACUUUUCCACCGGUCGAACUAUUCCGUUCGUAAAUAUGAAGUCAGAACUACCAUUGUUGGAAGUAAAAUGAAUAAUUGUUUUUCAAAUAGAAUUUUAUUUAAU